This is a messenger RNA of Phaedon cochleariae (mustard beetle), 900 nucleotides long. NCBI's taxonomy places the organism in Eukaryota, Metazoa, Arthropoda, Insecta, Coleoptera, Chrysomelidae. The record is from the annotation of a GenBank genome assembly.
AUGAUUAAAUUAUUUCAUAAACAAAAAUCACAAGUUUUGAACUUAGCUCGGCGUUUUUCGUUAGGAAAUUUUGGAAAUGAUAACCUGAAAUCAAUAGAAGACGCAUUUUGCUACGAUUUGGCAAUAAUUGGCGGAGGUAUAAUUGGUACUUCAAUAGCAAGAAAAAUCAAAAAUGAAUCGCCCAAUUUGAAAACAAUUCUCAUCGAAAAAGAAAGCGGUUUAGGGAAACACCAGAGCAGCCACAAUAGUGGUGUAAUGCAUUCAGGAAUUUAUUAUAAACCAGACUCACUCAAAGCGAAAUUUUGCGUCAAAGGAAGACGCAUGCUGAAAGAAUAUUGCGAUGACAAUAAUAUCCCUUAUAAAAAUACAGGGAAGAUCGUAACAGCCACCGAUAGAAACCAGAUUGAAAUUUUGAAGAUUUUACAUAGCCAAGGAGUUGAAAACGGGGUUGACGAUCUCACGAUACUGAAGACUAUUGAAGAAAUCAAUGAAGUCGAACCAAGAGCCAAAGGUUUCCAAGCCCUAUAUUCUCCAAACACUGGAAACAUCGAUUUCCAAGUAGUAGCAGACAGUUUUGGCAAAGAUUUUAGAAAAAACGGUGGAGACAUCUUAUUCAGCAACGAAGUAAAAUGCAUUAAACCGUCUUCGGAUUGCGACUUUCCCAUUUUGGUCAAAUGCAAUGAAAAUUUGUUUCUGAAAACGAAAUAUCUGAUCAUUUCCGGAGGUCUACAGUCUGGAACCUUACUGGAUUUGAUUGAUUGUGCAGCCAAAAAAUGUGGUGUUUUCAUAUCUUUCAGAGUGAAUUAUCACUUGCUGAAAAAUGGUUCAAUAUCCAGGAAUAUCUAUGCAGUACCGGAGAUGGACCUGCCCUUUUUGGGAAUCCACCUGAGCCCAAGGUAA